Molecule: messenger RNA, 2000 nt
Organism: Drosophila busckii
Lineage: Eukaryota; Metazoa; Arthropoda; Insecta; Diptera; Drosophilidae
Gene: nebu
Product: facilitated trehalose transporter Tret1-2 homolog
Exons: 4
Coding region: 357-1979 (540 amino acids)
Biological process (GO): transmembrane transport; carbohydrate transport
Cellular component (GO): membrane
Molecular function (GO): sugar transmembrane transporter activity
Source: RefSeq, a predicted model, not a curated record
UUUAGUUUGCUUCAAAAACUUACGUUGCUCUAAGAAUAAAUUUAAAUAAAAACUGAAAGUUGUAGAGUGCAUUUAUUUCUGCUCAAGCAACAUGUUUGUUUAGUGCGCAUGCGUUUAAAUGAAUUCACAAAUGCGACGUGGGUGGUCGAAUGUGCUGUAAAGGACAAAGGACAUAUUAUUCAAUAACUCGACAGCGUAACCACAAAACGUGCUAUAAAACCGUUAAAAAUUUAAUGACUUGAGCAUCUGCAGGCGCGUUGCAUACCAAACAUAUCCACAAGUGACAAAAUACACAUCAUUAAUUGUUAACAAUAAUUGAUAACUAAGUGAGCAACGAAUUCACAUAUCGCAACAAUAUGUCGACGGCAUCCUCCAGCGGCGAUGAUGCGCACAAAAAACUGGAUGCACACCAGGAGGAGAGCUCCCACCUGCUGGAAGCCACUGAGAAUGGCAACCAGUAUGGCUCCCGGCAAGCAGUGGAAAUUAUCAAAGCCAAUGCCAAUGGAACCAAUGUCAAUGACAAUGACCAAGAACAGGAGAAUCUACUGGACAGCAUGGUGCAUGAGUAUAGCGGUGGAAGUUUGCGCACCUUUCCGCAAUAUGUGGCCGCCUUGGCUGCAGCUGGUGGUGCCUUCGCCGCUGGCACUGUCCUCGGCUGGACCUCGCCAGCUGGCGAACGCAUAACGGAGGGCGAGGCCUACGACUUUGAAGUGAGCGGUGAGCAGUUGAGUUGGCUGAGCUCCUUCAUGACUUUGGGCGCUGCCUGCGUCUGCAUUCCGAUUGGCUUUCUCAUCAAUAUGAUUGGACGCAAGUGGACGAUGUUGUUCCUGGUGCUGCCCUUUGUGCUUGGCUGGGCGCUGCUCAUUUGGGCCCAGAAUGUGGGUAUGAUGUAUGUCUCGCGCUUCAUCUUGGGUAUUGCUGGCGGCGCCUUCUGUGUGGCCGCGCCCAUGUACACGGGCGAGAUUGCUCACAAGAAUAUACGCGGCACCUUGGGCAGCUUCUUCCAGCUGAUGAUCACCAUUGGUAUACUGUUUGUCUACGGCGUAGGCGCUGGUCUGAGCGUCUUCUGGAUGAGCGUGGUCUGCGGUCUGGUGCCCAUUGCUUUCGGCAUUAUCUUCUUCUUCAUGCCAGAGUCACCCACCUAUUUGGUCUAUAAGGACCGCACGGAGAGCGCUGUGAGCUCCAUACAAUGGUUGCGUGGCAAGAACUACAAUUACGCUGCUGAGCUGGAUGAACUGCAGCAGGUGGAUCGUCAGAUGCGCGAGAAUAAAGUGAACCUUUUGGCUGCUCUGGGACGUUCGGUCAAUAUCAAGGCAUUGAGCAUUAGCUUGGGUCUCAUGUUCUUCCAGCAAGUGAGCGGCAUCAAUGCCGUCAUCUUCUUCUCCGAAUCCAUCUUCAAGGAUGCCAACACUGGCAUUGAUCCUAGUUUGUCGACCGUGCUGAUUGGCGUGAUGCAAGUGGUGGCAACCUUUGUCUCUACUGUGGUUGUGGAUAAGCUUGGCCGUCGUCUUCUGCUGCUUGCCUCGGGCUCUGUUAUGGCGCUCUCGACCACAGCCAUUGGUGUUUACUUCUAUAUGAAGGAUCAAGACGCAGCAAGCGUAACGAAUCUGGGCUGGUUGCCUGUGGCCAGCUUGUGCAUUUUCAUGAUUAUGUUCUCGAUUGGCUAUGGUCCUGUGCCCUGGCUGAUGAUGGGCGAACUGUUUGCCACCGAUAUAAAGGGAUUCGCAGGCUCCAUUGCAGGCACCACCAACUGGAUUUUGGCAUUUGUGGUUACAAAGACAUUUGAGAAUCUGAAGCAGGGCUUGGGCAAUGGCGGCACCUUCUGGCUGUUCGCCGGCUUAACAGUUGUUGGCGUUGUAUUCGUCUUCCUCGCUGUGCCUGAAACGAAGGGCAAGAGUCUCAACGAGAUUCAGCAGGAGCUGGCGGGCGGCAGACGUAACAACACCCAAGCAGAGCCAGCAAAUGGUGUGCAAAAGUAAACAGGUUAACAGAGUGCUGUU